UCUCAGCUUCGGCGUCGUUUCACACCCGGUUUCGAGAAUCUUUUGGACACUGGUGUGCACAAUGGCUGGUAUGAUGCUGGUAAUACCCUGCAAAUUAUGAUUUUCCGCUGGAUUUUUAUCCCAUGGUUGCAAACAGAGCUGAAUGCAUACAAGGAUCGUGUUAAUAACACCGCGAAACGGCGCGAUCGUAACAAGGUGUUACCACAUGGAAUUCCGGAGCUGAUAUAUAAUUCGCCUCAAGACUUUGGAGCGCUUGAUUUCAAGAUCGGCAUUGAGCCAGGUGCUAUUGAUGGUAUUCGUAGUGCCUAUAUCAACCCUUCGCACACAGUAUUUGACCUUGUGCCGCCAACUCUCGGUGAUCACCUUGCUUCUUGCUACGACCACUUGGGGUGUCCCAUCAUCACCCGCGACUCCGUCUGGGGAGUAUACUUGGAUAUGCUCAAUGCCAUCCAGCUCAGCGACAAUUUACCUGCUGAAAUCACGCCUACAGAUGAUGAUGAAUUACCUUUGCUCGCGAAUCAUGAAGACUUACAUUUCCAGGAAGACGAUAGCGGUUUUUAUUAUAUGGGAGGGGUCCGUGGUGGGCGCGGUAUAGGUUGGGUUCUUCACAUUGAUUUUUACGUGUAG
Messenger RNA from Suillus plorans, 627 nucleotides. RefSeq lists its product as uncharacterized. The record is from RefSeq and is a predicted model, not a curated record. The annotation marks the transcript as partial. The transcript is spliced from 3 exons. NCBI's taxonomy places the organism in Eukaryota, Fungi, Basidiomycota, Agaricomycetes, Boletales, Suillaceae.